UGUUGUCUCAGGUAUUAAUCCGCCCAUAACGGUUAGCUUGUUUUACUUUAUUUCUCUGAUAUCGUGUCAUCUCAUAUUGUUGUGUUUUUGUAGCUAGUUUCAGCGUUCUCUUGUAGCUUAGAUGUGCACUUCCAGUGUUUAUUUAUCUGUGCAGGCUUUUAUAAAACAGAGAUAAAAGAGAGGCUCCUAGCUAGCUGACUGGCUAACAGUUAGCUAAUGUAGCUACAGUAUUGCGGAAUGUUUUCUUGUUUUGUAGCUGAUAAAGUGCUGUGGUUGGCUCCAGUAAUGCUUUAGCGACACAUUGGCGUAAACACAUGUAUUGUCGCUAGUUUGUUUCUUAUCAGCUGCACAGUUUUAGGUAGCGCAGACAGCCAUGGCACAGGACGGUGUUAUUUUGCAAUUCAGUUUCGCCACUUUUGGUGACUCCAUGCUCCAGAAGAUGGACGUGCUUCGAAAGGACAGACGUUUCUGCGAUGUCAUUGUGCACAUCAAUGACGUCGAGAUUCCUGGUCAUAAGGUUGUGUUUGCUGCUGGCUCUCCUUUCCUCAGAGACCAGUUUUUCCUUCAGGACUCACAUGAAGUUGAGAUAUCGACACUGCAGGACGCAGAAGUUGGACGGAGACUUCUUCUCUCUUGCUACACAGGGACACUCGAGUUCCCGGAGCUGGAACUGGUCCACUAUCUGACUGUAGCCAGUUUCUUACAGAUGGGCCACAUUGUGGAGCAAUGCACAAAAGCCCUGAAUAAGUUUAUUAAGCCUCAGAAAGUUGAGGAUUCCCAUCGUUCUCAUCAGACUUCCAACAUUAACACACAGCAACGAGAGCCACCACAUAUUCAAACAGUGUUUGAUGAUGAUGAAGAGGUGGACAAUGUGAUCGAGGACGAUAAUGACGAUGAUGUAAUCAUUGAACCAAGAUCGCCUCCGAUAUUUCAGAGGAAAUGCCAAGGAGAGGAGAGCCCCAUCAAUAUCAUUAAGGUGGAAUCAGUGGACGAUCGAAUGCAGAUGUCUCAAAAUUUACAGAAUGGUCCUGCUCGGUCCCCUGCGCUGUGCUCCCCAGAGCCCCAGCACUCACUCAUUAACUCAACCGUAGAGACGCGGCCUGCUGAGGUGACCCCUAAUGCCACUCUUGACUAUGCGCUCUCCUCUCCCGGUCCCAGUGGCUUGGGGAAGGAGAAUGUGUGGAGCUGCUCUCGGAAUACUGACAAAGGCAUGCAAUGGUACCACCAGUGCCCAAAAUGCGCCCGUGUCUUCCGCCAGUUGGAGAACUACGCCAACCACUUGAAGAUGCACAAGCUGUUUAUGUGCCUCCUCUGUGGCAAGACAUUCACACAGAAAGGCAACCUGCACCGGCAUAUGCGCGUCCAUGCCGGAAUCAAGCCAUUCCAGUGCAAAAUUUGUGGCAAGACAUUCACGCAAAAGUGCUCGCUGCUUGACCACUUGAACCUGCACAGCGGCGACAAACCGCACCGCUGCAACUACUGUGAAAUGGUGUUCGCUCACAAACCUGUCCUGCGCAAACAUCUGAAGCAGAUCCACGGCAAGAACAGUUUUGACAAUGCCAAUGAAGGUAGCAUGCUUGAAGGGUUUUAAAUUUACUAUGGCUUUCUACUAUGGCUACUAAAGACUUGUGUAAAGAUCUUUAUGGAUUUUAAAACCGAAAUCAUCCUGUAUAUAUGGCAAUGCCCUGUAUGCACACUAAUGGUUAAUAUGUACCCAUCAUAUGAACUCCAUUACUUAUAUGAUUGUGUAGUUGGUCAUUGUACUGUAUUCAACAGCUGCUGUUUUGUAAUCAUUUUAAAUGAAUGGUUGGCCAAGUUCAAAUCAUGGUUACACUAAGUUGGGCCCUUAACCCUCAGCUGCUCAGUUGUAGCCUUUCUCAACUCGCUUUAAUUAAAAGCGUCAGCUUUUCUGUCCUGGAUAGAUCCCAGCUAUCCUUAACAAAGUGUUUUUAGUGGGACCGCUGCAAAAUACGCAUGAAACCUCAGUCAUGAUUUGUGUUGUUUCCUCGACUGUCCAAAAGUGUAUAUUCAUACAGAAAUAGAAUGAUUUUCUAAUUCUACCUGUGAGGUUACUGGCAAACUUGUGAUUCAUUAAAUAUAGUGUCAUAAAUCA
Pangasianodon hypophthalmus (striped catfish) is the source of this 2113-nucleotide messenger RNA. It is a transcript of the gene zbtb26, whose product is annotated as zinc finger and BTB domain containing 26. The transcript has 2 exons. The record is from RefSeq and is a predicted model, not a curated record. The coding region runs from base 374 to 1591 and encodes 405 amino acids. Lineage: Eukaryota; Metazoa; Chordata; Actinopteri; Siluriformes; Pangasiidae. Gene Ontology annotation, molecular function: RNA polymerase II cis-regulatory region sequence-specific DNA binding; DNA-binding transcription factor activity, RNA polymerase II-specific; protein binding. Gene Ontology annotation, biological process: regulation of transcription by RNA polymerase II. Gene Ontology annotation, cellular component: nucleus.